AGUCGACAUUAAAUUUCCAGACAAUAGUUUUUCCCAUUGUUGACGUCAAUGGUAUCCACGAUUUUUAUUCCAUCAAACACACACCAAAAUCGCAUUAUAUAAACCCUUCACUUUUGCAAACAAUUCACCACCAUAAAUUCUUUUCAAUAUUCCAAGAUCCCCAAUAUCAAAUUUCUCUUCUUGAACACAAAAACCCAAAUGGGUUUCUUAAUGUCUCCAUCAUCCCCAGCCGGAAAAUGGAUCGGCUUCGUCACCGCCGUAUGGGUCCAAGCCAUUGCCGGCAAUAACUACACUUUCUCCAACUAUUCCGACGCCCUUAAGUCGCUAAUGGCCCUCACUCAGCUCCAACUUAACAACCUUUCGGUUGCUAAAGACGUCGGAAAAGCUUUUGGUCUCCUCGCCGGUCUUGCUUCCGACCGGAUUUCAACCCCCGUUCUCCUUCUAAUUGGUUCAAUCGAAGGUAUCAUUGGCUAUGGCGUCCAAUGGCUCAUUGUUAGCCAAAGAAUCCAACCUCUCCCCUACUGGCAGAUGUGUAUAUUUCUAUGUAUGGGAGGAAACAGUACAACCUGGAUGAACACAGCAAUUCUCGUCACCUGCAUUCGCAACUUCCGGAAAAACAGAGGACCAGUAACCGGAAUCCUGAAAGGCUAUCUCGGCUUAAGCUCCGCCAUCUUCACCGACAUCUGCACAGCACUCUUCAACAACGAUCCAGCGCUUUUCCUCCUCAUGCUAACCGUCGUCCCGUUCAUCGUCUGCCUCACCGCCAUCGUCUUCCUCCGCGAAGUUCCUCCGUCCUCCACCGCCGCCGAAGAAAAAACCGAAUCUCGAUACUUCAACAUCUUCAACGCCGUCGCCGUCGUCAUCGCCGUUUACCUCUUAAUCUUCGACAUCACCGGCGAACACGGCACCACACUUUCACGAGCAUUCUGCAUCGUAUUACUCAUAUUAUUAGCUUCUCCAAUCGCCGUUCCGGCUUAUCUCGCCGUCCAAAACCUAAUCCGGUCAGAUCUGAAAACCCUAGAUGUUGAAGCAACCGCAAAAACCGUUACGGAAGUGACGGAACCAUUGCUUGUUGCGGAAGAAACGGUAACUGAGGCGGUUAUUGUGACGGAGGAGGUGAAGGAUUUGGUGGAGAAGGUGCCGCCGGUGAUCGGAGAAGAACACACGGUGGUUGAGGCGUUGAAGACGGUUGAUUUUUGGAUAUUGUUUGUAUCGUUCCUGUGUGGUGUGGGUACCGGUCUAGCGGUUCAGAAUAAUAUGGCUCAAAUGGGUUUAGCAGUUGGUUAUGCUGACGUGUCUAUCUUCAUUUCGUUGACGAGUAUUUGCGGGUUUUUUGGCCGGAUCGGGUCCGGGUCGAUUUCAGAGUAUUUCAUGAAGAAAGCUGGAACACCAAGGCCUGUAUGGAACGCAGCAUCUCAAAUUCUAAUGGCAGUGGGCUAUGUUCUGAUGGCCAUAGCCAUGCCGGGCUCACUCUACAUCGGGGCGAUAGUAGUCGGGAUAUGCUACGGGGUCCGCCUCGCCAUCACAGUCCCGACCACCUCCGAAAUGUUUGGGCUCAAAUACUACGGGCUGAUGUACAACAUCAUCAUCCUCAACCUCCCACUCGGGUCCUUCCUCUUUUCCGGUUUGCUUGCCGGAUACUUGUAUGACGCGGAGGCUACUCCCACGGCUGGUGGCGGCAACACCUGCAUUGGGGCACAUUGUUACCGCCUAGUGUUUACAGUAAUGGCCAUUGUGUGUGUCGUUGGGUUCGUUUUGGAUGUGUGGUUGGCGAUUAGAACCAAAGCUUUAUAUUCCAAGAUUUACACGAACCGGAAGUCUAAGAAGUCGAUGGCGGUGUCUAAUGGCCAUUGAUAGCGGUCUGGCCCGGCCCGGCCCGAGGCCGAGGGUUGAUGGGAAAGUUUCCCAGUGACAUCCUCAGCCAAAAAUACACAAAAACAGUGAAAUUUUUUCCAUUGUAAAACACUAAAAUUGUUUUUGUAGAAUUCAAAAACUAUGCUUCUGGUAUUGUAUAUGGUUGUGUUUGCGAUACCAAAAUAGGCCUGAUGGUUCUAAUCAUGCAUCAUUUUUUGGAAAUAUUGUAUGAAUAAUGUUUAUUGAUUUUUGUA
Molecule: messenger RNA, 2108 nt
Organism: Helianthus annuus (common sunflower)
Lineage: Eukaryota; Viridiplantae; Streptophyta; Magnoliopsida; Asterales; Asteraceae
Product: protein NUCLEAR FUSION DEFECTIVE 4
Exons: 3
Coding region: 199-1854 (551 amino acids)
Cellular component (GO): membrane
Source: RefSeq, a predicted model, not a curated record